AUGAAUAACCAGAAUCAAGUAAAUAAACUUCGAAGGUGCUAUAAAUGUGGUCAAGAAGGGCAUAUUGCUCGCAAUUGUCCUGCCAGAACUCUGCAUCAACAACCCACCAAUCAAAGAAAUAAGAUAAUGAAUAAUGAAGCCGGUAACCUUAAAAUAAAGGGUAUGAAUGUGUGUUAUUUUGAGAUUAAUGACAUAGUAAAAGGUGAAGUAGAGGAUGAACAUGAAAUGCCUUCAUGGGCACAGAAAAACCUUAAAGAAGCUUCAUUUGUGGUAUUAAUCAUUCCUAAAGCUUGGGUGAACCUGUCAGAAAAGAAUGACGAUUAUGAUAAUAAAACUGACACAGAGGACAUAAUGACUAUGCGAAGAAUAGAGAUAGAUGAAAACGUACUAUAUAAUAAUAAUGAAGAAUGGAGAAGCAUUGUACAGAAAGCUAAUAAUUUGAAUUGA
Messenger RNA from Cetraspora pellucida, 447 nucleotides. The record is from the annotation of a GenBank genome assembly. NCBI's taxonomy places the organism in Eukaryota, Fungi, Glomeromycota, Glomeromycetes, Diversisporales, Gigasporaceae.